This is a messenger RNA of Ilex paraguariensis (yerba mate), 1193 nucleotides long. NCBI's taxonomy places the organism in Eukaryota, Viridiplantae, Streptophyta, Magnoliopsida, Aquifoliales, Aquifoliaceae. The record is from the annotation of a GenBank genome assembly.
CUGUAAAUUGGAAGGAACUUUUGGUUCGUAGUUGUUAUGAGCUUGAAUAUCUUAUUCAUAGGGCUCUGCCGGGAAAAAGAUUUGGACAACUAAAAAAGUUAACUUUAUUGAGGCUACCUGCCAUGAAGAGUCUUUUCACAGGGUCCGUAGUUAAAAGCUUCGUGCAACUCCAAGAACUAGGUAUAUACUGGUGUUCUCAGAUGGAAUAUAUUGUUGCCAAGGAAGAGGAAGAAGGCAAAAAAAGUACAGAAAGAAUUGAGUUUCCAAAACUGAAGCACUUGUGCUUGAAUGAUCUCCCAAUGCUUCGAAGCUUCUACCCCAACUCAGACAAUGUUGCCAUAGAAAGUCUGUUCCACAGACAGGUUUUGUUGCCUAGCCUUGAGAUGCUAGAGUUGCUCGGAAAAAACAAAGUACACAUAGUGGACUGCCAUAUGCAAGUUGGGUCUUUUGACCAACUACGAUACAUAUUUGUUUCAGAUUGUGGAUUGUUGAACUUGGCUGCAGCGGCUCAACUAGAACUGUUUCGAAGCGUCCAAAGCAUUCGAAUAGAGGGUGGUGAUGCACUUGAAGUCGUGUUUGACUUGGAGGGGCUAAAAGCUAAGGGUGAACAGGCAGAAGUUAUACUCGGUCAGUUAGAGUCAUUGGAGAUCCAUUAUUCAUCUAACUUAAUGCGUAUAUGGAAGAUGGUUCCCAAAGGACUUCAAGGUUUCCACAAUUUGAAAACACUUCAAAUUUCCUAUUGUGGGAGCUUGAGAUAUCUGUUGUCACCUGUUAUGGUAAACUUACUUGUGAAUCUGCGAGAUUUACGCCUUGUAAAUUGCGAGAUGAUGGAAGAAAUUAUUGAAACAGGGCAAGGUUACCCUGAAAUCAGAAUUAUGGAUGACAUAGUCACAAACCAAGAAGGAGAAGAAGUGAUUGUGUUCCCACGAUUAAGCAGACUAGUCCUUUUUAAUCUAGAAAACGUAACCGUUUUCUACUCUGGAAAGUGUGGACUUCAAUUUCCCUCAUUAGAUCAAGUGCACAUAAGCAACUGCCCGAAAUUGAAAUUUUUUUGUUCCGGACCGCUAUGCACACCGAAGCUUGAAAGAGUGAACACCAGCAAAGAUCAAUGGCUUUGUAUGCGUGAUCUUAGCACCAGGGAUAUCGAGUGUGUUUGGAUGGGUGAUCUUAACAAGACAGUACAACACAUAUGA